Messenger RNA from Procambarus clarkii (red swamp crayfish), 1095 nucleotides. RefSeq names its product trans-Golgi network integral membrane protein 2-like. The record is from RefSeq and is a predicted model, not a curated record. NCBI's taxonomy places the organism in Eukaryota, Metazoa, Arthropoda, Malacostraca, Decapoda, Cambaridae.
AUGCCCCAGAGAACAUACCCCAGAGAACAGGCCCCAGAGAACAUACCCCAGAUAACCUGCCCCAGAAAACAGGCCCGAGAGAACAUGCCCCAGAGAACAUACCCCAGAGAACAUGCCCCAGGGAACAUGCCCCAGGGAACAGGCCCCAGAGAACAUGCCCCAGAGAACAUGCCUCAGAGAACAAGCCCCAGAGAACAUGCCUCAGAGAACAUGCCUCAGAGAACAUACCCAAGAGAACAUACUCAAGAGAACAUGCCCCAGAGAACAGGGGCCCCAGAGAACAGGGGCCCCAGAGAACAUGCCCCAGAGAAUAUGCCUCAGAGAACAUACCCAAAAGAACAUACCCAAGAGAACACGCCCCAGAGAACAGGCCCCAGAGAACAUACCCCAGAGAACAGGCCCCAGAGAAUAGGACCCAGAGAACAUACCCCAGAGAACAAACCGAAGAGAACAUACCCCAGAGAACAGACCCCAGAGAACAUAUCCAAGAUAACAGGCCUCAGAGAACAUGCCUCAGAGAACAUACCCAAGAGAACAGGCCCCAGAGAACAUACCCCAGAGAACAUGCCCCAGAGAACAUACCCAAGAGAACAGGCCCCAGAGAACAUGCCCCGGAGAACCUGCCCCAGAAAACAGGCCCCAGAGAACAUGCCCCAGGGAACAUGCCCCAGAGAAAAUACCCCAGAGAACAUACCCCAGAGAACCCGCCCCAGAAAACAUACCCUAGAGAACAUGGCCCAGAGAACUGGCUCCAGAAAACAGGCCCCAGAGAACAUACCCCAGAGAACAUACCCUAGAGAACAUGCCCCAGAGAGCAUGCCCCAGAGAACAUACCCAAGAGAACAGGCCCCAGAGAACAAUCCCAAAGGAACAUGCCCCAGAGAACAGGCCCCAGAGAACAUGCCCCAGGGAGUAUACCCCAGAUAUUAUGCCCCGGAGAACAGGCCCCAGAGAACAGGCCCCAGAGAACAUGCCUCAGAGAACAUACCCAAGAGAACAGGCCCCAGAGAACUUAUUCCAGAAAACUUGCCCCAGAGAAGAGGCCCCAGAAAACAUACCCCAGAAAACAUACUCCAGAGAACAUGCCCCAGAUAA